CACGUGGUGCCGUUGCUCGGAGAAACCAGGGGAUCGAGCCGGAGUGUGUCCGCGGCCUGGACCUGGGAGAUCGGACCGCAGUGAGUGCUGUUCAGCUGCAUGUGUGUUGGCCAACAUCAACAUGGAAUACAUGACAGAACCUGCUGCAAGCACCCAGGGACAGAUUCUGUGCUGCCAGUGUGGUAUCCCCAUUUCUCCAAAUCCUGCAAAUAUGUGCGUUGCCUGCUUGCGUGCACAAGUUGAUAUCACAGAAGGAAUCCCUAAACAAGUAAAUGUUCAUUUCUGCAAGCAAUGUGAAAGAUAUCUUCAGCCACCGGGAACUUGGAUGCAAUGCGUUUUGGAAUCAAGAGAACUCUUAGCUUUGUGCCUUAAGAAACUAAAAUCUCCUUUGACCAAAGUACGUCUAAUUGAUGCUGGCUUUAUUUGGACUGAGCCUCAUUCCAAGAGACUAAAGGUGAAACUUACUGUUCAAAAGGAGGUAAUGAGUGGAACAAUCUUGCAGCAGGUUUUUGUGGUUGAUUUCAUCAUCCUGCCACAGAUGUGUGGUGAUUGUCACCGUGUUGAAGCUAAAGACUAUUGGAAAGCGGUAGUACAAGUUCGACAGAAGACUCCACACAAGAAAACAUUUUAUUACUUGGAGCAAUUAAUCCUUAAACAUAAGUUACAUCAAAACACGCUUCGUGUCAAGGAAAUACAUGAUGGUCUGGAUUUCUAUUAUGGUUCCAAGCAACAUGCUCAGAAGAUGGUGGACUUCCUUCAGUGUACAGUUCCCUGCAAGUACAAGGCAUCUCAACGUCUAAUCUCCCACGAUGUCCACUCUAACAGUUAUAAUUACAAAAGUACAUUCUCUGUGGAAAUUGUUCCUGUUUGUAAGGACAAUUUGGUAUGCUUGCCAUUACGACUAGCACACAGCCUUGGAAACAUAAGUCAGAUCUGUGUGUGUGUUCGGGUGACUAGUACAAUACACCUCAUUGAUCCUAACAGCUUGCAGAUUGCUGAAAUUGAUGGAUCUACUUAUUGGCGCUACCCCUUUUACAGCCUCUAUCAGCCUGGACAGCUGGAGGAGUUUAUUGUAAUGGAUAUUGACAUAGUUGGAGACUGCAAGCGUGUUCCUGGUGCAGGCACAAUAUCCACCAGACACACAUUGGCUGAGGUCUGGGUACAGAAAACAUCAGAGAUGAACACUAACCAACAGUACCAUUGCCGUACUCAUUUGGGGCAUUUGCUUAAUUGCGGGGAUCUGGUGAUGGGGUUUGAUUUAGUUAAUUCAAACCUCAAUGAUGAGUGUGUGAACAAAAUGAAUGCUCAACAUAUUCCUGAUGUGGUAUUGAUUAAAAAGAGCUAUGACCGGGGUAGGAGGCAACAUCGGAGGAACUGGAAGCUUAAAGAAUUGGACAAGGAUCAUGACGACAUGGGCACAGAUGAUGAAAGGCAAUACUUGGAAUUCCUUGAAGACCUUGAAGAUGAUGAUAUCAUUAGGAAGAAUGUCAAUAUCUAUCGUGAUUCAUCAAAAAUUCCAGUUGAAAGUGAUACUGAUGACGAUGGUGCUCCUCGGAUCAGUUUAGCAGAGAUGCUGGACGACCUUCAUAUUUCUGUUGAUGCCACAGGCGGUGAAGGAGCAGAUAUGAUUGAAUGAGUGAAGGAAACCUUCCUGAUAUUAAGCAGAUUAAUAUGCUCAUAAUAAUGGUAACAUUAAAUAUGUUAUAUCUCAUCUGAUGCAUUUACUGGGGUUUAGUAUACAUUAAGUUUUGACCUUUUCCCAUACUCUGAAGCAUCAAAACUCAGAUGUCAAGAACUGCUUCAAGUCUUGCCAGCAGUUAAUAUGCUCUUAUUCUGAAAAUAACAUUUAAUCUUGGAAUUGAUUGAAGUCAAGUAAAUAAAUUAAUUUCUAGGUAAUGACUUGCUCCCUGUUCGCUUAACUCAAGUGAGACAUGAAUUAUAAGUACAUAUUGUAUAAUCUCGAUCAAUCUGGAAUUAGAAUGUAGGCAAGUGUUGUGCAUCCUUACAUAUGUAACUUCAUUUCUGCUGAACCUUUGAGACUUCCAUUUAAAACGUAUUUGCAAAGUAUCUGCUUAUUACCAAGGAUUAAGUUAAGAGUUGUUUCCAUGUGCAAAGAUUUUAAGAUAAUGUUUCUGGAAUCUGUUUACAAUAUCAAAUACUAAAAAUUCUAUAUGUGCUCUUUACGGCAGAUUUGCUGAAUCAUGGAGGUUAUGAAUAUGGCUAAUUCCUAAUUAUAU
Hemiscyllium ocellatum (epaulette shark) is the source of this 2237-nucleotide messenger RNA. It is a transcript of the gene nmd3, whose product is annotated as NMD3 ribosome export adaptor. Gene Ontology annotation, cellular component: cytoplasm; nucleus. The record is from RefSeq and is a predicted model, not a curated record. Gene Ontology annotation, molecular function: ribosomal large subunit binding. NCBI's taxonomy places the organism in Eukaryota, Metazoa, Chordata, Chondrichthyes, Orectolobiformes, Hemiscylliidae. Gene Ontology annotation, biological process: ribosomal large subunit export from nucleus. Bases 122 to 1636 code for a protein of 504 amino acids. The transcript has 16 exons.